CCUGAGCCCACCAGCAAGGGAGCAGCCAUGCCUUACCUCUAUCGGGCCGCAGGGCCCCAGAAGCACCCAGUUCCCAAGGAUGCCCGCAUCACCCACUCCUCAGGCCAGAGCUUCGAGCAACUGAGGCAGGAGUGCGUGCAGAAGGGCGUGCUGUUUGAGGAUGCAGACUUCCCAGCCAACAGCUCCUCUCUCUUCUAUAGUGAGAGGCCCCAGAUCCCCUUCGUGUGGAAACGGCCAGGGGAAAUAGUGAAAAACCCAGAAUUCAUUCUCGGAGGGGCCACCAGGACAGAUAUCUGCCAGGGGGAGCUUGGGGACUGCUGGUUAUUAGCUGCCAUUGCCUCCCUGACGCUGAAUGACAACGCUCUGGCUAGAGUUGUCCCCCAGGACCAAAGCUUUGGACGCGGUUAUGCCGGAAUAUUCCACUUCCAGUUCUGGCAGCACAGUGAGUGGCUGGAUGUGGUCAUCGAUGACCGGCUGCCCACCUUCAGGGACCGCCUGAUCUUCCUCCACUCCGCCGACCACAGUGAGUUCUGGAGCGCCUUGCUGGAAAAAGCCUAUGCCAAGCUGAAUGGGAGCUAUGAGGCUCUGAAGGGGGGCAGCACCAUCGAGGCCAUGGAAGACUUCACCGGGGGUGUAGCAGAGACCUUUGCAACUAAAGAGGCUCCAGAGAACUUCUAUGAGAUUCUAGAGAAGGCCUUGAAGAGGGGCUCUCUGGUGGGCUGCUCCAUUGAUAUCAGAAAUGCUGCAGAAUCUGAAGCCCGGACACCUUUUGGUCUCAUUAAGGGCCAUGCCUACAGUGUGACAGGAAUUGACCAGGUAAACUUCCGAGGCCAGAAAAUGGAGCUCAUCAGAGUCCGGAACCCUUGGGGUCAGGCUGAGUGGAACGGGUCCUGGAGUGACAGUUCCUCCGAGUGGUGUUCUGUUGGCCCAGCCGAGCAAAAGCGCCUGUGUCACACGGCUCUCGACGACGGGGAAUUCUGGAUGGCAUUUAGGGACUUCAAGGCCCACUUCGACAAAGUGGAAAUCUGCAACCUCACUCCUGACGCCCUGGAGGAGGAUGCUCUCCACAAGUGGGAGGUGACGGUCCAUCAAGGAAGCUGGGUGCGGGGCUCCACGGCCGGGGGCUGCCGCAAUUUCCUGGAUACCUUCUGGACCAAUCCACAAAUAAAAUUGUCCCUGACUGAGAAAGAUGAGGGGCAGGACGACUGCACUUUCCUCGUAGCCCUAAUGCAGAAAGAUCGAAGGAAACUCAAGAGGUUUGGAGCCGACAUGCUGACCAUUGGCUACGCCAUUUACCAGAGCCCCGGCAAAGACGAACACCUGAACAAAGACUUCUUCAGGUACAACGCUUCCCAGGCCAGAAGCAAAACGUUCAUCAACCUGAGAGAAGUCUCCGACCGCUUCAAGCUGCCCCCUGGGGAAUACAUCCUGAUUCCCAGCACUUUUGAGCCCCAUCAGGAAGCUGAUUUCUGCCUGAGGAUCUUUUCAGAGAAGAAAGCCAUCACCCAGGACAUGGACGGGGACGUGGACAUUGACCUUCCGGAGCCUCCGAAGCCGACUCCAACUGGCCAGGAGACAGAGGAGGAACUGCAGUUCCGGGCCCUGUUUGAACAAGUUGCGGGUGAGGACAUGGAGGUGACAGCAGAGGAACUGGAAUAUGUUUUAAAUGCUGUGCUGCAAAAGAAAAAGGACCUCCAGUUCAAGAAGCUAAGCCUGAUUUCCUGUAAAAACAUCAUUUCUCUAAUGGAUACCAGUGGCAACGGGAAGCUAGAGUUCGGGGAGUUCACAGUGUUCUGGGACAAGCUGAAGAAGUGGACAAACCUUUUCCUUCAGUUCGACACUGACAAGUCGGGCACCAUGUCCUCCUACGAGCUGCGGAGCGCCCUGAAAGCUGCAGGCUUCCAGCUGAGCCAUCACCUCCUGCAGCUGAUCGUCCUCAGGUACGCGGACGAGGGGCUCCAGCUCGGCUUCGAUGACUUCCUCAACUGCCUCGUCCGGCUGGAGAACGCGAGCCGGGUGUUCCAGGCUCUCAGCACAAAGAACAAGGACGAGGAGUUCAUUCAUCUCAACAUAAACGAGUUCAUAAACUUGACAAUGAACAUCUGAGGCUUCCCCAGCAAAGAUGCAGUCUGUCCGGCAGAGUCUUGACUUUUGGACCGUGAACUUCAGAACGUUUCUUGGUGUGGAGCUCUCCUCGCAUUAUCCAACCUUCUCCUCCCCCUGCCCCACCAUCCUGAUCUUGGAAGAAUGAAAUGGAUUCAGCUGUGAUCUCUGAUUUUAUGCUACUUCUUUGUACAAUCCCUGCCCUAAGAAAGGCUGAGGUUACCACCUGUGCCUUACGCUCAGGUUCAGGCAUUGUUAGCAAUUUCUCCCCCCACCUUCCCCACCUCUUCCCAGUACUAAUUAUCCAAAGUGUAACUCAGUGCACAGAGCCCUGGCUUCAGUGGAGUGUCAAUCAUUACACUCGAACAUCCUAUACAGGACAAUGUUUUUAUAAAUGUGUUGGGGCCUGAGAUGAGAACAGAAAGUUGUGAUGUCAUAAUUAAGUAUUGUCUUCAUCCUAGGUGUGUUUCCUUAUCGCGGGACAAACCUUGGGGGAAUUCCGGGUGCUUACUUGUAAGAGUGGAACAACAUGAAAAUCCCUAUUUCCUCCUCCAAGAGGUGGUAACUAAGAUAGUCUCUGUCCAGGCCAGACAUCCCUUGUGUCUAAAGCUUUGGGUCAGAACAGCCAGGUGCAGUGCUUUUCUUCUCAGUAGCCUGGAUUCAGGUCAGACUGGAUUGCAUUCAUUUCUACCAUGAUGGGGAAGAACAGAGUGGAGAAGCCUUGUUUUAGUUCCCUGACACUGAAUAGGAAAAUCCCACCAAAUUGGAAUAAUGGGAAAUAACGUGAUAUUGCCUCAGUAAAUGUUAGGUCUCAUUUUCUUAUUUAUAUACUUGUGGCAGGUGAGGUGGAAUGGAGGGGCGUGCAGAGAGAGAAGGGUGGGGACAAUGGUUGGGAUGAAGAUCUAGUUAGAAGUGAAACUUCAUCAGAUUCCUGUCUCCUGGCUAAAGAUGCCAGGGCAACAUGAUCUCGUCUCAAUUCCCAACCCUUCCCUGAUCUCACCCAGCAAUAGGAGCAUGAUGCAAUAACAAUGUUUUCUAGUUUCUGUACUUGAUAUUUGACAUCUUGAGGCUUUGCUAACCCUGGAGGGAUUGCCCUUCCCAAGGCUAGUCAAUUCCCAGAAGUAGCAAACAGCUUGCCUGCAAGUGUGCCUUUCAUAUACAAGCCAACCAACCCAGAGCCCACACCCCAACCACCUCCUCUACGGGACUUUGACACUCCAGGCCACUAUGCACCUACCCUGAUCACCACAGGGCCAGGUUUGAGACAACUGGGGACACUUCUAAGCCCUAGAGCCUGCUGAAAUUAUUCAAACUAGCCAAUGCUCAGACUGCUGACCCUGCCUCACCCAUUCCUUCCCAUGGAAACCACAAUAAAGACUCUUGCCCACAUUUUCCCUUUUUCCCUCUGCUUCCUGAUCAACCCUGGUGCCUCUCUGUAUGGCCCUGCAUGACAUGGCAUGCCCCCUCCUUUUGGUAUUGGUGAAUAUAACAAGUUACCUUUUCAGUAGCAAUUGUCUCCUGAUUUUUUGGCCUCACCAGAUAAUAACUUGAAUUUACAAGAAAUGAACAGCACUACAAAUGGUAUCUGUGGGUUAAUAUAAAAGUCUUUAAAUGUUUUUUUCUCUUUUCUUCUAAUUUU
Molecule: messenger RNA, 3742 nt
Organism: Zalophus californianus (California sea lion)
Lineage: Eukaryota; Metazoa; Chordata; Mammalia; Carnivora; Otariidae
Gene: CAPN9
Product: calpain 9
Exons: 20
Coding region: 28-2106 (692 amino acids)
Biological process (GO): proteolysis
Cellular component (GO): cytoplasm
Molecular function (GO): calcium-dependent cysteine-type endopeptidase activity; calcium ion binding
Source: RefSeq, a predicted model, not a curated record